GCUCUAUCGACAUUAAACAAUGGGCAAUAUUCCAAAAUAAUCUAGAGCAUUUUGUAAAUUUUGAACCAACUAAAUGGGAUUUAGUUCUUUUAGAUAAUUUUCUUGAGAAAUAUUCUGAAGGUGGUACUCUCGAAGAAUUUAAAAAAUAUUUAGAAGAAAAAGAUAAAAUGGCUGAAUCAUCAAAAAAAAUAUUAAAACAACAGAUAAA
Molecule: messenger RNA, 208 nt
Organism: Racocetra persica
Lineage: Eukaryota; Fungi; Glomeromycota; Glomeromycetes; Diversisporales; Gigasporaceae
Source: the annotation of a GenBank genome assembly